CGAGCAGGCAUACUGCCCCCUCAUUCGCCGGCUUGUGAAAUCGUGUCUUUCUUUGGUCGCACCGUAGGAGCCAGUGGUGGCGCGACGGGUUCAAACCUUGCAAGCUCUUCCCUGCACCCAUCCGCGCAUUAGCACUUCCAUCGUUGGCGUCCAGAAGCCCUUCGCCGCCUGCAACUCCUUCAACACUCGCUCGUUGUCAUUCAACCGUCUCUGCAAGCCACAUCUCGCGCGCUGCACCUUUUGUCUCCGGCCUGUCUUGGCUGGCCUUGAUAAACGCGAAGCUCGCCGCCGACCUUCCAUCCAAGCCUCCUACCAAGACACUCUUUCCUUGGCUCUCCACCAGACAAGACACGACAAGCACGACAAGACACCUCACUCCUCGGCUCUACGCUCUCACGCACGCCCACCGCCAUGGCUGCACGAACGGCUGGCGGUAAUGCGGCGUUUCACAACUUCCACAAUGAUUACGCCCAUGUGAGCGAUCCCAACGAGCGAAGACGUCUCGCUCUCGCAGAGGUCGACAAGGCUCCAUUCGGUUGGUACCAUGUCCGCGCUGUCGUUGUUGCCGGUAUUGGCUUCUUCACCGAUGCCUACGAUAUCUUCGCCAUUGGUAUCGUGGCCACUAUGCUGGGUAUGGUCUACUACCAGACCGGCCCCGUCUCAGCCCAGGGAAAGCUCCCGGUCUCCUCUGAUACCGCGAUCAAGGUCGCCACGUCUGGAGGUACUGUCGUUGGUCAACUCGGAUUUGGUUUCCUCGCAGAUAUUGUGGGACGAAAGAAGAUGUAUGGACUGGAACUGAUCAUCAUCAUUUUCGCCACUCUCGCCCAGGCACUCUCCGCACAGUCUCCUGCCGUCCACAUCAUUGGUGUUCUCAUCUUCUGGCGCGUACUCAUGGGUAUCGGAAUUGGUGGUGACUACCCACUGUCCGCCAUCAUCACAUCCGAAUUCGCUACGACCAAGUGGAGAGGCGCGAUGAUGGGUGCUGUGUUCGCCAACCAGGGUUUCGGUCAAUUCGCUGCUGGUAUUGUCGCCCUCGUCGUCACUGUGGGCUUCAAGGGCUCUCUGCAGAGCGCAGUGGCUACCUCUAGCAUCAGUGCCCAAGCCGCUUGCGAUGGAGUCUGCAACGUUGCUGUCGACAAGAUGUGGCGUAUCAUCAUUGGAAUGGGUGCAGUGCCAGGCUGCAUUGCUCUCUACUUCCGUCUGACCAUCCCUGAGACUCCUCGAUACACCUUUGACGUCUCUCGCGAUAUCGUCAAGGGUGGUUCUGACGUCAAGGCCUACCUUGCGGGCACUGCUGAAGGUGUUCCUGAUGAAGUGACCCGCGUGACCGCCAUGCGCGAGGCUGCUCCUCAGCUCGAGACCCCCAAGGCAUCUUGGACCGACUUCUUUUCUCACAUCGGUCAGUGGAAGUACGGCAAAGUCCUUCUUGGAACGGCAGGUUCCUGGUUCCUCCUCGAUGUCGCCUUCUACGGUGUGGGCCUCAACAACUCCACGAUCCUUCAGGCCAUUGGUUACGCGGGAAAGAAGAAUGCCUACGAUUUCCUCUAUGACAUUGCUGUUGGAAACAUCAUUUUGGUCUGCGCUGGUGCGAUUCCGGGCUACUGGGUCACUGUCGCCCUCGUGGACACGGUCGGUCGCAAGCCCAUUCAGCUCAUGGGUUUCAUCAUCCUCACCAUCCUCUUCUGCAUCAUGGGAUUCGGAUACCACGUCAUUGGCACGGGCGGUCUAUUGGCUUGCUACGUGCUCGCACAAUUCUUCUUCAACUUCGGCCCCAACUCAACCACCUUUAUCGUGCCCGGCGAGUGCUUCCCCACUCGUUACCGUUCGACAUGCCACGGUAUCUCCGCCGCAUCUGGCAAAGUCGGUUCCAUCAUCGCACAGGCCGCUCUCGCUCCUCUCCGCACUCGCGGUGCGACCAAGACCAACGCCAGCCCCUGGUUGAACCACGUCCUGCAAAUCUUUGCCUUGUUCAUGCUGUUGGGCAUCUUCACCACUCUCUUGAUCCCCGAAACCAAGCGCAAGACGCUCGAGCAACUCGCAGGCGAAGUCCCCGGCACCCCGGAAUACGACCCCGUGCUCGCAGGUGUACACCACCACAAUGUGGCUCGCACCGAUUCGUCCGAGGCGGAUCACAUUUCCAACGAAAAGGCUCACCAACAGGUGUAAAUUUGAAAGCCUUGGGACUUGACUUUUAUUACCAUCACUGCAUGCAUGGAUUAGACGAACAAGCGUUGCUGUCUCUUGGGCCCUUUUGUGUUUGUUUUUUAUAAAGUGAUACCAC
This is a messenger RNA of Sphaerulina musiva SO2202, 2281 nucleotides long. RefSeq names its product phosphate permease. NCBI's taxonomy places the organism in Eukaryota, Fungi, Ascomycota, Dothideomycetes, Mycosphaerellales, Mycosphaerellaceae. Gene Ontology annotation, biological process: transmembrane transport; phosphate ion transport. Gene Ontology annotation, molecular function: phosphate transmembrane transporter activity. Gene Ontology annotation, cellular component: membrane. Bases 412 to 2166 code for a protein of 584 amino acids. The transcript has 3 exons. The record is from RefSeq and is a predicted model, not a curated record.